This is a messenger RNA of Pangasianodon hypophthalmus (striped catfish), 2017 nucleotides long. RefSeq names its product forkhead box A1 (gene foxa1). Gene Ontology annotation, molecular function: transcription factor binding; RNA polymerase II cis-regulatory region sequence-specific DNA binding; protein domain specific binding. Bases 132 to 1433 code for a protein of 433 amino acids. Lineage: Eukaryota; Metazoa; Chordata; Actinopteri; Siluriformes; Pangasiidae. The transcript is spliced from 3 exons. Gene Ontology annotation, biological process: regulation of transcription by RNA polymerase II; cell differentiation; anatomical structure morphogenesis. The record is from RefSeq and is a predicted model, not a curated record.
CCUCUUCCUCACUUUAUCCAACACCGACGCGCAAAAGCCCUCACCACUGACUGCACACGGCGUGCUGGAGCGAGCUGUGCAAACACCAGGUCUGGGUCCUGCAUGUUGACGACCUGCACGUUUCCACCGUAAUGCUGGGCGCUGUGAAAAUGGAAGGACACGAAACUCCUGACUGGAGUAGCUAUUACACCGAUGCACAGGAGGUGUAUUCGCCCAUGACGAACAGCAGCAUGAAUACUGGACUGACUUCCAUGAACAGUAUGAACAGUUAUAUGAGUAUGUCCACCAGUGGGAAUAUGACCUCUAGCUCCUUUAACAUGUCCUAUGCGAACCCUGCUCUGGGCGCUGGACUAAGCCCGGGAACUAUGGCGGGGAUGCAGUCGAGCAGCAGCGCAAUGAACGGAAUGGGUGGCGGGGUGGCGUCCAUGGGCACGGCGCUCAGUCCCACAAACAUGAAUGCAAUUUCAGCUCAACACACGUCUAUGAACGCACUGAACCCUUACUCAAGCAUCAGCCCCACUAUGAGCCCUAUGACAUACGCCCAGCCUAACCUUAACAGGGCACGGGACAACAAGACUUUCAGGAGAAGUUAUCCCCACGCCAAGCCUCCAUACUCUUACAUAUCACUCAUCACUAUGGCUAUCCAGCAGUCCCCCAGCAAGAUGCUCACGCUUAGUGAGAUCUAUCAGUGGAUAAUGGAUCUUUUUCCAUACUACCGUCAAAACCAACAAAGGUGGCAAAACUCCAUCAGACAUUCGCUGUCUUUCAAUGACUGCUUUGUGAAAGUGUCGAGGUCGCCAGAUAAGCCGGGGAAAGGCUCUUACUGGACCCUGCAUCCUGACUCUGGAAAUAUGUUUGAGAAUGGCUGUUACCUCCGCAGACAGAAGCGUUUCAAAUGUGAUAAAAAGCUUGUGGGAAGUAAAGGGCCAGACGGAAGGAAGGAGCAGAGCGGGUCAGGCUCGCCCUCAAGUGACAGCUCGAGCACAAAGACCGGGCCCGUGGACUCCAACUCAAUAAGCAGCGCAGCCCAGUCAGCAAGCCCUCAGAGCUUGGACCACAGAAAUGGUAGCAGCAACUCUGAACUAAAGAGCAGUGGCCCACAGAUACACCCCGUGGCCAACUCAGCCACGUCCCUCUCCUCUCUCCCUCUGCCCCCACACUCUAUGGCCCACGAGUCUCAGCUGCACCUAAAGGGAGACCCCCAUUACUCUUUCAACCACCCGUUUUCCAUCAAUAAUUUAAUGUCCUCCUCGGAGCAACAACACAAACUGGACUUGAAAGCAUAUGAACAAGCGUUGCAAUAUUCAUCUUAUGGCUCAGGUAUGUCUUCCAGCCUGCCUCUCGGCAGUGCUUCUAUGGCCGGGAGAGCAAGCAUGGACCCCUCGGCUUUAGAGGCGUCUUACUACCAAGGGAAAAGUUGGCCGGUUGAAUGAGAGAGAGAGGGAGAGCUGUGGGAGAGGGAUGUGAGAGAGGGGACUCCCGGCUUGUGGCAUCUCCACGGUAACCGGAGCGCAGGAGAACAGGAGCUCCACACUUCCUCCUGUCUUUCCUCUGUCACUCCGACCAACGGGCCAUGCAACAUGCUUCUGAGGACAUAAUCGAUCAUGCUCAAAAACACACACGGGCCCCUGCGACACUGGCCACCUCAGCUGAAGGAUGGAGAGGACUGGAGAGGGCUCAUGAGGGGCAUAUCGUCAAUACCAGGAAUGUAAACCACCUCCAUAGAAUUGUUUAGUAGAUUAGAUUUCGGUAGGAGUCGAGGGAUCUCUCUGGUCUGCUUAUGGUUAAAAAUUAUCAACAUAUCCAUGCGAGAAAAAAAAGAGAGGCUUCAACUGUCUGCUAGAAUUAUUAUUAUUAUUUUUUUAAUGAACUAAAAUUCAGCUGUUUUCUUAUCAUUAAUAUUAUCCCAUAAGUCUGGUCUAAUGAAGGCGAGCCAGUGACAUGACCAGUGACAUCACCGGUGACAUGUCUGUCCAUAACCUUAGAAUUAGCACAAAAUAAACAGUUUCAAAGUAAU